Molecule: messenger RNA, 4860 nt
Organism: Podarcis muralis (Common wall lizard)
Lineage: Eukaryota; Metazoa; Chordata; Lepidosauria; Squamata; Lacertidae
Gene: NGEF
Product: neuronal guanine nucleotide exchange factor
Biological process (GO): activation of GTPase activity
Molecular function (GO): protein binding; guanyl-nucleotide exchange factor activity
Source: RefSeq, a predicted model, not a curated record
CAGGUUGGUGACAGAAGGUGCCGGGGCUGAAGGUCGCGGCUGUUUCAAGCAAGGAUUUUCCCAGUCCAGGCCUCAGAACUUCACUGUAAGCUCCCUAAAUCACUGUAAAGACAGGGCAGAAUUUGCGUCUGCUCUGAACUGGAUACCCUGUUGGUAGAACUGCCAGGCUAAGAGAGUAAACCAGUCGUACGACAAUAGGUCCAGAAAGAAACAAGUUCUGCAGACAACUGAACAUUGGCAAAAGUUAAAAACAAGACUGGCUGUUUAGAUUAUAACUGGAUUUAAAAGAGAAUGGCAGUUACAAUAAUAUAUCCACCCCACAGCAUUUGGAAGUUGUGAAUAAGCUAAGAAGAUCAGACGUGAAGUUCAUUGUAUGACUAAUCUGAACAUCUCACACAAGCCAAGAGACCUGAUGGAAUUUAUAAAGGUUCCUCGUUGUCUGCUUUGGUGUUAUUAAACAAUCCAACUUGUUGCCAUGGAGACAGAAGAACUAGAAGAGGUGGAAAGACACAGUAGGAAAUCAGUCCAUGGUCAUUGGAAGGAUAGUUCUUCGCAGGCAGUAUCAUGCGUGGACUUGAUCUGCGAUGAUGAGUCAGAGGCUUCUGACCAUGUGACUGAGAAGGAAUCACAGACGCACUACAUUCCGAUUCGAAGAAAUUCCAGGUACUACCGCUCCUUCAGACUUCGGAACAGAGGGAAAGCAAGGAGCAGCAGAGAGGUUCAAACUGAAAGUGUUGAAGCCUCACUAAAAAAUGGUAAUACCAGAAAUGAGCUUCUGAACAAAGACGAAUUGUUACGCAUAUUUCACAAGGGCCUGUCUCUACAUGUAAAACGAGAUAUGACAGCCGCAGAAGAACAAUGGUUGCAAAGGCUGCUCCCUUCCUACCCCGGUUACCGUGGCAACCGCCCGGACUCCCCCAGCCCCGCGCCUGCUGCGGAAUCGCUCCGUAGCAGUAGCAGCCGCUCGCUGCAGGACUCGCUGCUGCUGCCGUCGCUUUCGCCGCCUCGCAUGGAGCUCCUGGCUGCCGCGCUCAGCGCCGCCUGCGCCCUGGACCAUGAAGGCUCCGCGGAGAGCGUGGCCGGAGCCCGCCCGCCCGGCAGUGAGUCUCCUUCCAUGGCUGGACCAGUUUCUAGUUCCGAAGAAAGCCCUGUGCAUCCCGACUGCCCGGCUGCUUUCCCCGAGGCUCUGCAAGUGAUUCAUCCCAUGACAGCUGACUCUUGGAAAAACUUCAUUGAGCAAAUAGGGCUUUUGUAUCAAGAAUAUCGGGAUAAAUCUACACGUCAGGAGAUUGAAACCAGGCGGCUGCAGGAUUCACAGACAGAUGCAGAAGAGUGCACAGCUACUGAAGACACAGCAUCACAGACAGAAGCCACAAAUACCGAAGAAAGCAAGGCUGUUCCCCAGAUAUGCUUGCUCAGGAAUUCCACUUCCAGGUUUAAUUUGUGGCAAGAUCUUCCAGAAGUCAGGAGCAGUGGUGUUCUGAAUAUUCUCCAGCCAGAUGAGAUCAAACUUCAAGAGGCCAUGUUUGAACUGGUUACCUCAGAAGCUUCGUAUUACAAGAGCCUGAACCUUCUGAUAUAUCACUUCAUGGAAAAUGAGCGAUUGAAAAAGAUUCUACAUCCUUCAGAGGCUCACAUCCUCUUCUCCAAUGUCCUAGAUGUCAUGGCAGUCAGUGAGCGUUUCCUCUUGGACCUUGAGAAGCGAGUAGAAGAGAACAUUGUGAUCUCAGAUGUCUGCGACAUUGUCUAUCAGCACACCAUUAAUCAUUUCUCGGUGUAUGUAACCUAUGUCUCCAACCAAACCUACCAGGAGAGAGCUUAUAAGCAACUUCUCCAGGACAAGCCAGCUUUCCGGGAGGUGAUCUCACAUUUGGAACUGGAUCCAAAAUGCAAAGGCCUGCCUUUUUCAUCGUUCUUGAUUUUGCCUUUUCAAAGGAUCACAAGGCUGAAGCUGCUGGUACAGAAUAUCCUGAAGAAAGUGGAGGAAAAGUCUGAACGUGAAAUCACUGCCCUUGAGGCUCACAAGGAACUGGAAACAGUGGUGAAGGCAUGCAACGAAGGUGUUAGGAAGAUGAGCCGUACAGAGCAGAUGAUCAGCAUCCAGAAAAUGCUAGAAUUUAAGAUCAAGUCUGUGCCCAUCAUCUCUCACUCCCGUUGGCUGCUAAAGCAGGGAGAACUGCAGCAAAUGAAUGGCCCCAAAACAUCACGUACCCUCCGCACAAAGAAGCUCUUCAGAGAAGUCUACUUGUUCCUCUUCAAUGAUUUGCUAGUGCUCUGCAGACAAAUUUCUAGUGACAAAUAUCAGGUGUUUGACUCUGCACCCCGAGGACUUCUACGGGUGGAGGAGCUGGAAGACCAAGGGCAGAGCUUGGCGAAUGUCUUCAUCCUGAGACUGCUGGAAAAUGCAGAUGACCGCGAAGUCAGCUACAUGCUAAAGGCAUCUUCACAAAGUGAAAUGAAGCGCUGGAUGAUCUUGCUGGCUCCGAAUCGGCGAACCAAGUUUGUUUCCUUUACAUCCAGGCUCAUGGAUUGCCCUCAAGUACAGUGUGUCCAUCCUUAUGUGGCUCAGCAGCCAGAUGAGCUGUCGCUGGAACUGGCUGAUGUACUUAACAUCCUGGAAAAGACAGACGAUGGUUGGAUAUUUGGGGAGCGUUUGCAUGAUCAAGAGAGAGGUUGGUUCCCCAGCUCCAUGGGUGAAGAGAUUAUGAACCCCAAGAUUCGAUCUCAAAACUUAAAGGAGUGCUUCCGGGUACACAAGACAGAUGAUAGUCAGCGGAGGAAGAUGGGCAGCAGGAAUAGACAAUGAUCACUGCACACAGUUCUGGGCAGUUGUAUUUCAGAAACAAUGAAUGUCAGAUGCUGAGACAACGGAAGGUGGCACAAAUAUCAUUUUUUGUCAAGCAAGUCCUCUCUCCUCCAAGCUAAUGAACUUCUUUGCAUACUUGAUGCACCAUGGAUAAUAUCUCUGAAGACAAACUUGAAAAGAGGUGAGGCUGUCGUGUGCCUGUACAGAACUAGGAGCUGUAAAAUGUAAUUUCCUAUUGUAUUGCAAAGAGUGUAAAUCUCUUAACUCUGCAUGGUAAGGAAACAGUGAAUGCUGAUCAACUGGAAAAAAAGUACAACAAGGCCCAAGAGGUUAGCAGCCUGAUUCUUUAAUAUUCCAUCAAGUGGCACAUUUGAUUUUCCAGUGUGCAAUCCAGGCGCACAGGAGCGCACCACCUUUGAAAGUGUGCACAGUAUCGGUAUACACACUUCUACACUCAGGAAGUUUCUCUGUAGGUACUGAGUUUGGAGUACCCACACAGGCACAUCAACAGGUAUCCCUUAUAAAUAAACACAUUGGUGAUACUUUAAAUGCAUUGGUGAUUCUUUAACAGAGGUAAAAAAAAAUUAUGGCAAAGCAUAGUCUUCUGUGCUACAAAAUAUUCCACAAAAUUAUUUACACUGUACUCUUGGGCUACCCUGCAGGAAACUGCAGAGGAGAAUACUGACAUAGAGAAGCUGCAUGGUUUCAAACAGGAGUGUGAGCCCUCUCCUAGCUCAAGGGCAGUAUUGCUUCAUGAGCAACUUCCGGGGGCCAUACAAGAGGGAUGAACAUGGCUAUAGACAAAAGUGGGCAGAGCAAAAGCUGGGAUGAACCUACAUUCCAACUUUAUAGAGGUCAGAGAUCCCCUACACAUGUUGCUCUCCAUCUAGGCAAGGAAGAGGAAUUAUCGCAGUUGAACAUUUCAAGUCAGGCAAAAGCAGUCAAGGGGGCCAUAGCUGGUGAAAGUCCCAAGGGUAAAGAGGUAUUCCACACACCCACACCUAAGCAUGAGGUUCUCCAUCCCUGACCUAAAAUAGGAAAGGACUGGAAAUUCACUGUUUCUCAUAGCCGUGCAAUUCACCACCUGGACCCAUAUCCUAAGUGCAAACUAUCAUAAUUACUAGCAAUGCAAUCCUAUAGAUGUCAUUUCAGGAGUAAGACCUAUUGAGUUCAAUGAGCCUUACUCCCAGGUAAGUGCAUAUAGGAUUCCCAUCUGACUGCAUUUAAGUUUUACAACAAAGUUCUUUGAGAGAGCCAAUGGUAGGUAUCAUAAACUAUGUCUAAAUAUUGAGAGGGUGGCUGAGUGGAUAGUACAGACUUAGGCCCUGAACAAAUGCACUGACAGUAUCCCAUAGUAUUCACUACUUAGCUCUGUUGCACAUACUAAGGAAUUUUUCAUCGGGGGGGGGGGGAGAGACAAAAAAACCCCCAAGGAGUGGAGAAUCAGCUCAAGGCAUGCAUGACAUUCUAUAUCCAUGCUAAAUCUGGAGAGCUAAAGAACUCAGCUAGGGCCAGCAAAUUUCUGCGUAAUUACCCUGGUGUAUAUACGGACUCUGAUAACAGUAUUUCAAAUAAUAUUUCUGUCUAGUUCAGAGAGUUUUGAAUGAAAUGCAUCCUUGUCAAUACAAGUGGAUUAAACUGAUUAUGGACCAAAUGCUCAUUCAAAGAGGAACAGAGGCCACUAGGCAGCAACAACAACAGGCUUGAGGGACAAGAUGGCAUGCUUUUGUACUAAAUGUUGUCUGCAAAAGUUUUACUAAUGCAAUAGGAAGGCCUGUUGCAUGUCAGCUGGGCAUUGCUCCUCAGCUGUACACAUGAACUCUAUGUAUAAUACUUUCAAUCUGGUGUAUAUAAAUGCUUACAAAGCCAGGAAAUAUCUUCUCCUUUGCUGCAAAAGUUACAACUGGCAACAAGAUGCUUCUCUGGAAGGGAGAGAGAAGAUUCACAAUAGAGAACAUUUGACUAAGGACAAUUAUAGAGUCAACCAUGAGACAGAGAUCGAGAAAUUAAAAGAUUGUAAAGCACUUUGCAUAUUAAAAGUGUUACAUAAAUAA